Messenger RNA from Ahaetulla prasina, 1786 nucleotides. RefSeq names its product uracil phosphoribosyltransferase homolog (gene UPRT). The coding region runs from base 157 to 1122 and encodes 321 amino acids. The record is from RefSeq and is a predicted model, not a curated record. Lineage: Eukaryota; Metazoa; Chordata; Lepidosauria; Squamata; Colubridae. The transcript is spliced from 9 exons.
CUCCGAAUUCCGAGUUGGCGGCGCGGCGCGGAGCGGCAGGCGCGGCGGCCAAUGGGAGCGGGCGAGCUCGGCCGCGUCACGGGCCGGCACACGGGCCCGCGGCUGAGGUAAAGCGGAGCGUGUGGCGGGGCGCCGCGGCGGCUGCUUCGGCGGCGCAUGGAGGCGAUGCCUUGCCGCGACCGGCGCGUGGUGGGCCCGGCGGGGGCAGAGGCCGGGAUGCCGGCGAGCGGCGAGGGCGGGCCUCGGCAGCUGCGCUUCGCCGACCCCGGCCCGGGCAGCGGUGACAGCCUGAGCCCGGACAGCAGCAGCAGCAGCGCCGACGGCAGCCGAUGCUGCUGCGCUGGCGGGAACGGCUGCUGUGCGGGCGACGGGGGCGCCGAGGCGGCCACGACGACGGCGACGGCGACGCGCCACGACUGGCCGGGAUCGGCGGCGGCCCAGCUCAAACUCCUGCCCAUGAACGACCAGAUCCGGGAGCUGCAGACCAUCAUCCGCGACAAGACAGCCAGUAGAGGUGACUUCGUAUUUUCUGCUGAUCGUUUGAUCAGACUUGUAGUUGAAGAGGGAUUAAAUCGACUACCAUAUACAGAAUGCACAGUGACCACUCCAACAGAUGUCACUGGAUUCUUUCCUCAGAUUUCUGACUUGGAGUCAGAAUAUACACAACUAAUUAUUCAACAACAUCAACUCAGGUACAAAUAUGAAGGAGUGAAAUUUGAAAAGGGAAACUGUGGGGUCAGCAUAAUGAGAAGCGGGGAGGCGAUGGAACAGGGCUUGCGCGAUUGCUGCCGAUCUAUACGAAUAGGAAAGAUCCUGAUCCAGAGCGACGAGGAGACCCAGAGAGCCAAAGUAUACUAUGCAAAAUUUCCACCAGACAUCUACAGAAGAAAAGUCCUCCUCAUGUACCCCAUUCUGAGCACUGGCAACACUGUGAUCGAGGCCGUAAAGGUUCUCAUAGAACACGGGGUUCAGCCCAACGUUAUAAUCCUGCUGAGUCUAUUCUCUACUCCCCAUGGUGCCAAAUCAAUAAUCCAGGAAUUUCCAGAUAUCACAAUUUUGACAACAGAGGUUCAUCCAGUCGCACCUACACAUUUUGGGCAGAAGUAUUUUGGAACAGAUUGAAGUACUUAGCCCGUUUGUGUUUUGUUACUUGCACCUGGAUCUUUUCCUGGAACAGGGGCAUUUUUCACUAGAAACGGUUGAUACGUCCAGACUCCAGCCAGUCUUUGGAUAUAAUUUUAGAUUGCAUUCCUAAACUGUAUUAGGAGUUAUGUAACUCUAAUAAAGAUGUGUAAACAACAUGCAGGCACAAUUCAAAAGACGGUGUGUGCAAAACAUUACACUGCUCACAUAUGAAUAUAUGGGCUAAUGGAAGAGGCAAUGCAUGCCCAUCAGAUCUAGGUUGCGGAAUUCUGAAUACCCAACCCAGGGUUGCAAAGGGAUACAGAAAAUGCUUUGCUUUUGCUGCCAUCUGGUGAUUGCUCAGAUUUUUAUACCACAGGUCAGCUAGUUUUCUUUUGAUAGUAAAUCUUACUGAUUUUUAAAUUAAAUACAAUUAAUGCACAAAUGAGAACAAUUAAAGACAAAACUAAUGUUUCAUUUCAUUAAAGGUGAAAUUGUACACAAUUUUAAAGCAAACCAUUUCAGAAAGAUCAUUGCUGGGUAUCAGCCAUUGUAGGUCACUGUCCGGACAAUAUUUUUAGCUUGGCUGAUAUAUCAGUAAUUGUCUCCUGGUUGCUAAUCAGCUGGUACCUACAACCACAGAUUAUUUGCAUUUUUUUGGGGG